AUGUCCACCACAUCCCUCGACCUCGACCUCAGUCUCGGAUUUGGCGAACCAAUCAUCUGUCUCAAUACCUCCUGCAAUUACCCUUUCGGACGAAUCUGCUCCGAAUGCGCAAACGAACUCGAUUCUCGAGCACGAGCACGAGCACGAGCACAAUCGAAAAGUCACCCCGAUUCCAACAACAGAAAUCCCACAGUUCAGCCUGCGCUAUCAAGAAGCACAACCAUGCACUCUCGCAGUCACGAUAUCCGCACCCGCGUCGCGGAUCUCGUAGAGGAUCUCCAGGAGAUUUUCGCUUUUAUACCCGCCGCAGCUGCAGUACCCACCGCCGCUCCCGCGAUCCCCCAACUUCCUAGUAAGUUAACCAUGCAGAAUCUUCAGAUUCUGGAUGUCACUCCCUCCCCUUUACAAAUUCUCUCUCCCCCGCAUUCACUCCCUCCCUUCUCUAAUCUCCCCUCUCUAUCCCGAUCCACAUUCAACUCCUCCGACUCCAUCCCCGCUCCUCUCAAUCCACUCAAUUCCUUCGUUCUUAACUUCUGGCUCAAUGAUAUCGUUCUCCGUACACUCGAAGGGCAAGUCCUCGCUCCAGCAUUUACUGGUGGUGCGGAGGAAAAAGAUGAAUUGGAAGCUAUGUGUCCGUAUUGCGAUGCUUCGAUGGGAGAGGGGGCGUGGAGAGAAUUGCAUCUGAUUAAUUUUCGGUAUGCGCAUAUUGAGGCGGAGAAGCUGGAGAUUGUGAGGGAGAAGGUGUUGGAGAGGGUGAGAGGGUGGUGA
Messenger RNA from Botrytis byssoidea, 768 nucleotides. RefSeq lists its product as uncharacterized. The transcript has a single exon. Lineage: Eukaryota; Fungi; Ascomycota; Leotiomycetes; Helotiales; Sclerotiniaceae. The record is from RefSeq and is a predicted model, not a curated record. Bases 1 to 768 code for a protein of 255 amino acids.